CAGCGAGGCACUGAAUAUAUGUUGCGAGUGUCUGCCAUUACGGUCAACGGCACAGGUCCGGCCACAGACUGGACCACUGCUGAGACAUUUGAGAGCGAUCUGGAUGAGACAACUGUGCCAGCCGUCCCGAGCUCCUUGCACGUGCGGCCACUUGUGAACAGCAUUGUAGUGAGCUGGACGCCCCCAGAGAACCAGGACAUUGUGGUGAGGGGUUAUACUAUCGGCUAUGGGAUCGGCAGCCCUCAUGCCCAGACCAUUAAAGUGGACUACAAACAGAGAUACUACACCAUUGAGAACUUGAAUCCCAGCUCGCACUACGUUAUCACACUGAAGGCCUUCAACAACGUGGGGGAGGGAAUCCCUGUGUACGAGAGCGCUAUCACACGACCCCAGUCAGUACCAGACCCUUUACCCAUGCUGCCUCCAGUGGGCGUUCAGGCAUCCGUUCUGAGCCACGACACCAUCAAAGUCACCUGGGCGGACAACUCGCUGCCCAAGAACCAGAAGAUCACAGAUGCACGUUACUACACAGUGCGCUGGAAGACCAACAUACCUGCAAACACAAAGUUUAAGGUGGCUAAUACUACCACACUAACUCACACUGUGACUGGUCUUAAACCUAACACCUUAUACGAGUUCUCGGUCAUGGUGACCAAGGGCCGGAGGACCAGCACCUGGAGCAUGACUGCACAUGGAACAACUUUUGAAACAAUCCCAAGUUCUGCACCUAAAGAUGUGACUGUAGUGAGCAAAGAGGGACGACCACGAACCAUCAUCGUCAACUGGCAGCCACCUUCAGAAGCCAAUGGCAAGAUAACAGGUUACAUCAUUUACUACAGCACUGAUGUGAAUGCAGAGGUUCAUGACUGGGUCAUUGAGCCAGUAGUGGGGAACAGGCUAACCCAUCAGAUUCAGGAGCUGACCCUUGAUACCACCUACUACUUUAAGAUCCAGGCGCGUAACUCUAAGGGGAUGGGUCCCAUGUCUGAUGCUGUCCAGUUCCGCACUCCUAAAGCUGAAUCCUCUGACAAAAUGGCUAAUGACCAAGCUCCAGGUAUAUUGGUGAAACCAGGAAGACCGUCUGCACCAGAACAAGGUUUUGGAUCAGUUGGGAAAACAGAUAUGUCUAUGUCUGGCACUGGUGAUAACCACAUCCUUGUUAUCGUCAUAAUUGUGUCUGUGGGUGCAUUUACUAUCAUCCUGGUGGUGGUUGGCGCCUUCCUGUGUACACGCCGUACCACAACACAGCAGAAAAAGAAACGUGCAGCCUGCAAGUCCGCCAAUGGAUCCCACAAGUAUAAGGGCAAUUCCAAAGAUCUGAAGCCACCAGACCUCUGGAUCCACCACGAACGUUUGGAGCUAAAACCUAUCGACAAAUCGCCUGAACCCAAUCCAGUCAUGACUGACACACCAAUCCCCCGAACCUCCCAAGACAUCACCCCGGUGGAUGGCUCUAUGGAUCCUAUGCUCCAGAGACGUAACUCCUACCAUGGCCAUGAAUCAGAGGACAGCAUGUCUACAUUGGCAGGCCGUCGGGGAAUGAGACCUAAAAUGAUGAUGCCCUUUGAUGCACAACUCCCUCAGCCUGUGAUUAGUGCUCACCCCAUCCAUUCCCUCGAUAACCAUCACCAUCAUUAUCACUUGGGCAGCCUGGCCUCGCCAACACGCAGCUAUCUCCACCACCAGAGCAGCACGCGGUCCAUCGCCACCCCCAUCUCUCAUCUAGACAGGGCAGAGUCCACAGAGUCAGUAAGGAACACCCCUAGUGCUGACCUGCUCCCUCCGUCUGGGCAGCCCUCCUGCACCACUGACCUUUCAGAGACAGACAUUAGCUACCACAGCUCAGCCACUGAGGAGGAGCCAGCAUUCACUACACCCAUAGCACACGUUCGUCCCACGCACCCGCUCAAGAGUUUUGCAGUGCCUGCCAUCCCAGCUUACCCCAUGUAUGACUCGGCAGCAUUACCCAGCACUCCACUGCUAUCUCAGACAGGACCUCACUCAGUUAAAACAGCCUCUAUUGGUACGUUGGGAAGGACAAGAACUCCCAUGCCUGUCAUAGUUCCAAGUGCACCGGAUGUCUCGGAAAGCAGCAGGCUGCAUGAAGAUGCAGGGAGUAAUUACGAGACAGACGAGUUGACCGAGGAAAUGGCCCAUCUGGAGGGCUUAAUGAAGGACCUAAACGCCAUCACGACAGCCUGAGCACAAUCCUCACAAUAACACUAGACCUCACCUGUCACAGGGAGGACGUACAGCACGGAGGAGUUCUCAAUCAUUUGCUAAAUUGAGAGUGCGAUAGGAAAAAAACACUAAUGUUUGGCAUACCUUGCUUACUCUCAGGAAGGAGAAACCCAUCAAAUGAGGACAGUGGACAUUCUGAGAAAGGACGUGGUUACUUCAACCAGAUGAUUGUGAUUUUUCUCUCAGCAUCUUAAAACGUUUCCUUAUGUUUCAGUGGAGACCGUUUGAAAAGACACCAUUUUAUUAUCCUACGAAAAACGGAAAACUACAUUAUGCUGGUGUACGUGUUGGUGCGUGUAAGGCACAAUUUACAGUGUUUCAUUUGUAUGUUUUUGUAUCUAUAUAUAUUGCCCCCGUUCCAGUGAGCUGAACGUUGGACAUCAUCCUUUUGUCCUUUUUAUUUCUGCAACUCGUUUUGUAUUAAGCGUUUUAAUUUGAUGUCUAUUUCGUAUGUCAUAUAAUGUGCCAUGUCUUAUUUUCUUAAACAUAUUUUGUAUUGUUUUAUAUGCAUAUACACUUAUCAGUUUGUAUAUAUGUUUAAAAUAGACUCAUUUCGUCACCACAGCAAUGUUUUUGACCUCUCACGACAGUUUCCGCUUAGUCAGAGACAUCUUUUUACUUUUGCUAUUAGAAUGGAUUUUUGCAGUUUGCAACGUCACGUCCCCCUUCUACAUUAUGGCUGUUUUAAAUGGGAGUUUCCUUCAGAAAUGCCUUAUUAAAUUGGUGUGGAAUGACAGAUAUCAGUACAACUGGGAAAUAUUUUCAAAAUGUUUAUCACACAGCACUGUGAUAUUUAUUCUGUAAUGCUGAACUGUUACUGGUCACUCAGUCCGGUGGUACGAGAACGUAGACCUUCAUCAUGCAUGCUGUCAGACUUGGUGCUUAAACUCAAGACUUCAGGUUCUACAUGUUACUGCUAAAUGAACACAUUUGGUACAUUGGAAAGUGCUUUAUAUGGUUUAUUUCCUUUUGCUGCAUUGGUCUGAAUUCUUGUAUCGGAGCUUACAUAAACCCAAUGAAUGAAUGACAACAUUCACUGUGAGAUUUUACAGACCACACUCUUGGCACUUAAAGCAACAAAGUGCAAAUGCAACAGACUUUUAUACAGAACUCCUAGUGCUCAUCUUUUAUUUUCCAUAUGAAGUACUUGUAUAGAAUGUUAAUGUGUGAGGUAAAAAUCUCAACUGCUCCUCCCCUGCUGGAUAUGGUUUUGAUCUGUACUUUUACCCAAAGAAAAUAUGUAACAGCAAUCAUCAUUUUGUUUUAUGAAUUUAAUGUCUCCUUGAACAUUUUCUUGAAUGUCAUUCCGACUAAGAAAUUCUGGGUAAUUAUAGGAACUUGUUAAAAAGCUUGGUAAAAACAAUAUGACCUAUUUGGGAGAACCUAUCAAGUUGUAGACAGUCAAACCUUUAUUGCACUUUUUCAACAAUUUCAAGAAAAGAAAAAAAAAAAUUUUUACAUAUCCUGUGUUUUGAAUAUAAAGCUCUAUUUGUGUAAUGUAGUGUCAUAGUUUAGCAUAGGCAGCUGGUCUUAUUUGUUCUUUUGCCUCCGAAAUAAUAUUUGAGCGGCA
Messenger RNA from Sinocyclocheilus rhinocerous, 3811 nucleotides. RefSeq names its product neogenin-like. Gene Ontology annotation, cellular component: membrane. The transcript is spliced from 16 exons. The record is from RefSeq and is a predicted model, not a curated record. Gene Ontology annotation, biological process: cell-cell adhesion. The coding region runs from base 19 to 2202 and encodes 727 amino acids. Gene Ontology annotation, molecular function: protein binding. NCBI's taxonomy places the organism in Eukaryota, Metazoa, Chordata, Actinopteri, Cypriniformes, Cyprinidae.